This is a messenger RNA of Gastrolobium bilobum, 1380 nucleotides long. RefSeq names its product putative serine/threonine-protein kinase. Gene Ontology annotation, biological process: protein phosphorylation. The record is from RefSeq and is a predicted model, not a curated record. NCBI's taxonomy places the organism in Eukaryota, Viridiplantae, Streptophyta, Magnoliopsida, Fabales, Fabaceae. Gene Ontology annotation, molecular function: ATP binding; protein kinase activity. The coding region runs from base 110 to 1240 and encodes 376 amino acids. The transcript is spliced from 8 exons.
AAUGAAGCUCAGGCUUUCUCAGAUCCUGCCUCAUUAUCUAUCUGCUGGUACAGGUUCCAUGUAUAAUAGUUCAUAUUAUAUUGUACAGCCGAAGUGACGUUAUUCCCAGAUGUCCAGGACUCUUGCAGCAAUAUUUGGAGGAGCUGCAGGAGCCGUGGCAUUGGUCGGGAUGAUUAUAGUACUUAUACGGUUCUGUCUGUCUCACAAAAGGAGUGUUUCAAGGACUUCAGAGACAGGAUCCUCUGAUCCUUCACAAGUGGGAAGAAUAGAAUUGCAAUUACGAGACACUAGGCGUUUUGAGAUGGAAGAACUAUCUCUGGCCACAAAAAAUUUCACAGAGAAAAAUUUAAUGGGAGAAGGGAAAUUUGGGGAAGUUUACAAGGGUUUACUUCAAGAUGGGGUGCUUGUAGCCAUCAAAAAGCGCCGUGCACUCCCGAGUCAUGAAUUUGUUGAUGAGGUACGGUAUCUCUCAUCUAUUCAGCAUCGGAAUCUCGUAACUCUUUUAGGCUAUUGUCAGGAAAACAAUUUUCAGUUUCUUAUAUAUGAAUAUGUGCCUAAUGGGAGCGUCUCCAGUCACUUGUAUGGCGCUGGUCAGCAAUCGCAUGAGAAGCUAGAAUUCAAGCAUAGACUUUCAAUAGCUCUGGGUGCAGCUAAAGGUUUGGCUCAUCUUCACUCUUUGAGCCCCCGUUUGGUGCAUAAGGAUUUCAAAACAGCCAAUGUUCUUGUGGAUGAAAACUUCAUUGCUAAGGUUGCUGAUGCAGGACUUCGUAACUUUUUCGGAAGAGAUGAGAUUGCAGGGCCAUCUUCUCAAGUGGCAUCAGAUGAGAUAUUCCUUGCUCCUGAAGUGAGAGAGUUCAGACAAUUUUCUGAAAAGAGUGAUGUAUACAGCUUUGGCGUAUUUUUGCUGGAAUUGUUAAGUGGAAAGGAAGCAGCAGAAUCACCAUCUUCAGACUCUUAUCAGAAUCUAGUUGAAUGGGUGCAAAGUAAUCAAGACCAUGGCAAUAUCUUUAACAUGGUUGAUAAGAGAUUGGGGAGUAGUUUUACUGGUGAAGGCAUGGAAGAGUUCAUCAUGCUGAUAGCUAAAUGUUUAGAUCCAUCAAGUGAGAGGCGACCUUCCAUGAACUAUGUGGUAACAGAACUAGAUCGAAUACUUGAAAAGGAAAUGAAUUUGACUACAUUCAUGGGUGAAGGAACUCCAACUGUGACCCUUGGAAGUCAGUUAUUCAAAACAACAACAUAGAAGGUAUUGCUGUCAUAAACUGUUUCAUAAAUAUUCAUGAAUUACAUCUUUUAUUUCUUAAUUUUUUAAUGGAUACUGGUGAAUGUUGGGGCCAUGCUGCUUGAUAAUUGUAUAAAGAGCAGCUAUGAUUUCCCCCUUUU